This is a messenger RNA of Diprion similis, 3991 nucleotides long. RefSeq names its product ubiquitin carboxyl-terminal hydrolase 8 (gene Usp8). NCBI's taxonomy places the organism in Eukaryota, Metazoa, Arthropoda, Insecta, Hymenoptera, Diprionidae. The transcript has 12 exons. Gene Ontology annotation, molecular function: cysteine-type deubiquitinase activity. Gene Ontology annotation, biological process: protein deubiquitination. The record is from RefSeq and is a predicted model, not a curated record.
AGAUUCCGUCAAAUACCUCUAUGUAUGUGCGCGGUACGCGUUUCAUGUGGAAUACAUUUUAGUGCUUUGGAUUAUCUGCAUUGACUUUAAUUAUUUGUCACCUGUCAGUUGGGAGUUGCGAGCAACGGUAUCUUUCUCUUCCCACUGUCGAAACACUAGGAUGUUUAAAUCAACAACGAAAGGGACGAGAAGGCAAAUGUCACAGUUUGCAUAACCACCAAUGUUGUGUUACGUACUUACCUUUUAUGCGGCAUGCUAUGUAUUUCCUACGAUCAAAUCUUCCGAAUUCUCCAAAUACAGUCAACUUAGAGAAUCUGGGCUUUAUCUCAAUCUGACAAAUACAGAUUUCGUAAUUCCUAUUGCAUUAACAAAAAGUAUUAAAAUAUGAUGAGUCUUGUUCAAUGUGUACUAAUGUUGAUAAAACUUCACGAUGUCGGUGCAACUUUCAAUUGACCAUAGGAUUAACUAGUUGCAGAAACCUCAACUUCCAAAUAGUUGGUUCAGCGGACGACCUGAUUAACCCUUUAAUUUAACAACAGAAUCUUACGGUGACAAUGCCAAGUACUGUACCCACUUGUCCGCUCCAUUGUGCCACAUGUUUCGAAGAUUUGACUAGUCAAGCAGAAGUUAAAUUCGAAAAGAAAAACCCUAGGCUGGUCUGUAAAUCUUUGGGAAAAUUACUCGACGAAGGAAAGAAACACAGAUUGACUGGGGACGAUGAAAUGGCUUAUAUAGUUUAUAUGCGAUGGAUUCAGUGUAUUCGGUGGCUCCAAAAAACGCCUGAUUUCACAGAAAACAAAGAAUUCCUCAAGCCUUAUGUUUCGGGGUCUAAGGUGAAGGAGAUACUAAGUCUUUUGGAAGAGAUUGCCGAUAGAUUGAAAAACAGGUAUAAAGUGAAACGAUUAGAAGAAAAUACUAAACAUAUAGUGAAUACUGUUGACAAAGUGAUAAUUGAAAGUGAUCACAUAAACGAUGAUGAUUUAUUGAAUGAAGUUGGGGAUAUCGAGCUGAAUUUACCUGACACACCGACGGAUGAUCCGGAUACGAAACAGACUGAAACAUCAAUAACAUGCAUGGAGAUGUUUCAAGAAAUGCAAAAACUGGGUGAUCGAAUAAUAGUAAUCGAUAUUAGACAGCAAGGAGAUUUUCAAAAUUCACAUGUCACCAGCAACCAAUGCGUUAACAUUCCAACUGACAUAAUAAAGACUGGAAUACUAGCUACUGACCUUUUUAAACGAUUGAAUGGAGAUGAGCGAACAUGUCGAGUUAUUCGCCACAGAGCUCGGGAAUACUGCGACCUGAUAGUAUUGUUAGAUUGGCAGUCGACGAAAGCCUCAUUGCAAUCAGCCAAUCAAUUGAAUGUGCUGAGGAAAAUACUGCUUGAGUGGGAUCCAGGUGUAGCUUACGAGAGGAUAGUUGUACUGGACGGAGGUUACAAAGAAUGGUUAAAUUGUUUCCCUACGCUGACUACAAAUCCUGGUGUAAUGCCCCCUGACAUUGAGGAUAACAGCAUGGCAAGAAUCUUGGAAGAAGUGGAAUACCCAGAGUGGAAUCAAUCGGACGAAGACCAACCAAUGUCAGAAAUAAAGGUUAAGCAGAUUCCAGCGAGGAGUUUGAAACCUAUGUUAAAUGAGAAGAAAAAUUCACAAAUUACAUAUACCAAUACUUUGGAUAGUCGAAAUAUUAAUAAAAAGAACAACAAAUACUCUUCUAUAUUAACUGGCACAUUAAAAGUCCAAGCAGACUUUAUUGAUGAUCAGCCAAAAGCUGUAAUUUUACCAAAAAAGACAACAGCAAAUUUGCACCCUAGCAGUUUAUGGCUCAGCCAGAAUGAUGAAGCACGAAGUAUAAUAAUUGAAUCUGCAGAAAGCAACAUUAAAAAACCAGCAGUCGAUCGCAGUAGUAAACCUAAUAUUGAAAAAACUUAUGAUGUGGAUUCCGAGAAGGUGCUAAACUUAUUAAGGUUGAAAAGUCAUGCGGUAAACACUCAGUUGAAAUUGGCAAAAAAGAAGUUGUUGUUGGAGAGUCAGUUAAUUCGUAGAGAUAACGACGAUGAUAGCUCGCAGCUGGAGACUGAAACAUCGAAACAAACGAUAACCAUAAAUGAGGCUAUGAUUGAAAUGACGAAACAAAUCUCAAGUAUUAAAGAAGCAUUGGACAGAUGCAAACGGGAGGGAAUCAAAGUGAAUCCUAAACAUCACGACGAAGAAGUUAGACUUGAACUUGAUAUUGGCGUUGCUGAGCAGGAAGCCCAAUAUCUGGCGAUUGAGCAAAGAGUACUCGUAAGCGAACGAGAUAAAAAGCAUGAGGAAAAUGAAGAAAUUAAACGUAAAAAUAUGUCUACUCCACCAACUGCUAUUGAAAAGGAUAUGCAAAAAACACCUUUAAAACAGGAUGGACAGAUAAGGAACAGUGCUCUUAAACGAUCAUAUUCUAGUCCAAACCUCGUGAAGUUGGAAACUCGCAAUGAGUCGGCCAUCCGAGGUCUUGACUAUAAAACACCACAAGUCGACAGAACAUCAAAGCCUCUGGUACAACAUCAACAUAAAAAUAAUAUUAUGAACAAUACCUUUAUCAACACUCAACCUUUGAGGAGGGAUCGGGAACAGAGGAUGAAUCCAGUGUUUGGAAACAUGCAUCCUGGUAUAACUGGACUCAAAAACCUUGGAAACUCUUGCUACAUGAACAGUAUAAUUCAGUGCCUGAGUAACACCACUAGCUUGGCAAGAUAUUUCAUUCACGGACUUUAUACCGACGAUUUAAAUACAAAAAAUAAAAAGAACCAAGGUCAAGUUGUUGAAGAAGUCGCGCAGGUGAUCAAGGCGCUUUGGUGUGGUCAUUAUCGAAGUAUAUCACCCAGAGAUCUCAAGGUAGCAAUUGGGCAGUACAAAAUGCAGUUCGAGAGCUAUGAGCAGCAAGAUUCUCACGAAUUUCUAACAUUCCUGUUAGACUGGAUGCAUAACGAUCUUAAAACGAAGGCGAAACCGGAAUCAGAUCGCCCGAUUAGUAAUGCAGAAAAGGAAUGGGACAAAGCUCUGGAUGGUCAAACUUCUAUAAUAUCUCAGUUGUUUUUCGGUCAACUUAGAUCCACCAUCAGCUGUGCUACAUGUGGAGACAGUAGCACAACCUAUGAAAGUUUCAACAGUCUGACAUUAUCUCUUCCAGAUACCAAUCGAUGUACUCUAGAUGACUGCAUAAGGAAGUAUGUAAGUGGACAACGAGUUUCGGGAUGGAGAUGUCCAAGCUGUAAAACUGCAAGAGAUGCGACGAAAAAGUUUGACUUUGUUAAACUGGCACCAAUAAUAGUAAUUCACCUAAAUAGGUUUGGCGAGACUGGUGGAUGGAUACAAAAAAUAAAUACUGCGGUCGAUUUCCCCCUUGUUUCACUAGAUCUAAGGAGUUAUGUAGCAUACGAUUCUGGAAGUACCAUUACUGUGCCAAACUCUUAUCAACAAACUUAUAAUUUGUAUGCAGUUUCGAAUCACUAUGGAACUAUGGAUGGUGGCCAUUACACUGCCUACUGCAACAGCGCUUCACAAAAUAAAUGGUACAAAUACGAUGAUCAUACAGUACGAGAGGUACCACCAAGCGAGGUGAAAUCACAAACUGCUAGUGCUUACUUACUCUUCUACACAUCUGUUCCAAAUUCACCUUACAUAGGUCUGGCAAAACUUAUAAUCCAGAGAAAUAUGUAGCAAACCCUACAAAAAAAAAAUCAGAAUAUUGGGCAUUGGGUAUUUAAUGGAGCUGCGAGAAAAUGUCCACAGUCUCAACACAAACUGGUUAUCUUACCAUAGCAUCCCAGGUUAAUUAUAAUCUUAUAGUUUCUGUAUACUGUUAUUACUAAAGAGAUUCGGAGAAGUAGUUACACGCAGGUUAGUUUUAAUUUUAAUUUCACUAUAUUGUUACUACUGAAACGAUUCUGGAAAAUUAGGUACAUAGGGAGUAGCGCAAAUGGUUGAUCGAAUACGAUUUUGUGCCGAGACUUGCA